This is a messenger RNA of Macadamia integrifolia, 920 nucleotides long. Its product is annotated as class I heat shock protein-like. Bases 225 to 671 code for a protein of 148 amino acids. Lineage: Eukaryota; Viridiplantae; Streptophyta; Magnoliopsida; Proteales; Proteaceae. The record is from RefSeq and is a predicted model, not a curated record. The transcript has a single exon. Gene Ontology annotation, biological process: response to hydrogen peroxide; response to heat; protein complex oligomerization.
CUUUAGUCUCAACUUUGCUGGAAACUUCAUGGUCUCUCUGGUAGUCUGGUAUAGCUAAAAGAAGAAAAACCAGGGAAAUUACUAGAAUUCUCUUCCGCACAACAAUUCAACUAUAAAUUGUGGAACUCCACAAUCCUAAUUCUCAUAGAAGAGAAACAAAAGGAUUCCAAGCAAACCUUUCCAUUAAUUCCUUAUCCAAAUCUUACCCCUUUUAUCCAAUUAAAAUGUCGCUCAUUCCAAGCUUCCUUGGUGGAUUUUGGGAUCCAUUCCAGGACUUCCCAUUCUCAUCUUCACUCACAACCUCUCGCCCUCAAUUCUCUAGCGAUACUGCUGCGUUUGCCAAUUUCGGCGUGGAUUGGAAAGAGACCCCAGAAGCGCACAUCUUUAAAGCUGACCUUCCUGGGCUGAAAAAGGAAGAAGUUAAGGUCGAAGUUGAAGAAGGCAGAGUCCUUCAGAUCAGUGGAGAGAGGAGCAAAGAACAGGAAGAAAAGAAUGAUCAGUGGCAUCGUGUCGAGCGUAGCAGCGGCAAGUUCCUUCGCCGGUUCAGAUUGCCUGAGAAUACUAAGAUAGAUCAAAUGAAGGCCUCCAUGGAGAAUGGUGUUCUCACUGUCACAGUCCCCAAGGAAGAAGUUAAGAAACCAGAGGUCAAGGCUAUUGAAAUCUCUGGUUAAAAUGGGAGGGACAACGAUUGUGUCACCGAGACCUCUUAAUAAACCUAUGUUUUUGUUUACGUGUGUGCUAUUUUACAGUACGAGUGUGAUUUUUUUUUUUCUUCUUCUUCUUUUUCUUUUUGUGGUAUGACUUAUGAGUGUGGUUGAAAAGCAUUUGUACUGUAGCUUUUGGUUUUAAUUUCAUGUUGUAUCCUCUGUUUAUUUGGUUUUGAGUCUUUUAAUUAGAAAACAAAAUAUAAUUCCUCCCUU